AGUGACAUUCAUAACUCAUUCGUUAUCUGGUACACUUUCAUUAUCAUACUUUCGAGAGAUCAUAUUUUCGAGAGAUCUGAUAGUUUAGUCUGGCUUGGAUUUACCACUCCCAAUGAGUAAAAUUACUGUCGCACCGAGCAGGGAGGAAGUCCCCAGUCUCUCUGCUCUGGGUAUCAAGGCGCACCCGGAUGCUCUGACUCUUGCAUACGAUGACAACGCCCUGGCAGGCUCUUAUGGCGGUAAUGGUCUCAAGGAUCUUUUUGCCAGCAGGAUGGUUUUACUGGCCGCCAGCGCUGCAUGCAUUGGUGGACUCUUAUUUGGAUUUGAUCAGGGUAUCCUGUCCAUCUGUUUGACCAUGCCCCAGUUCCAAGAUCAGUUCCCAGAGACAAAUGCAGAGGUAAACCCACAAGCGAGUCUCAACAAGGGUAUCAUGACAGCAUUACUUGAGCUGGGUGCCUUUUUGGGAGCUUUCAUGUCGGGAUAUGUUUCGGACCGGUAUUCGCGAAAGGGAUCUCUAGCUUUUGGUAUGGUCUGGUUCAUUAUUGGAUCUGUCCUGCAAAGCGCUUCCUAUUCGUUUGCUCAGCUUGUUGUUGGGCGUUUCAUUGGAGGUAUCGGUAUUGGUGUGCUUUCUUCAACUGCUCCCACCUAUAUCAGCGAGAUUGCUCCCCCCAACAUCCGAGGUGCCCUGCUCGUCCUCGAACAAUUUUCCAUCGUUCUUGGCAUUGUGGUCAUGUAUUACAUUACAUAUGGAUCUCGAUACUUGUCCGGAGGUGGUUCGUUCCGACUGCCUUUUGCACUUCAGAUGUUUCCUUGUAUUAUCCUUGGAGGGUUCCUGUACCAACUUCCUUACUCCCCUAGAUGGCUGGCUCUCCGUGGUCGUGAUCAAGAAUGUCUGGCGAGCUUGUGUCGUCUCCGUCAGUUGCCUGAUACCGACCCUAGGGUUCAAGCCGAAUGGAUCACCAUCAGAGCAGAGGCCAUUCGUAACCGUGAGGUGCUCGUUAAGGCGCAUCCAACUAUGACCGACAAGUCGACCAAAUCGGAAUUCAAGCUCGAGCUCGCGAGUUGGGUCGACAUGUUCAGAGUCGGAAGUAUACGACAGACGAUGAUCGGUAUUCUACUCAUGUUCUUCCAGCAGUUUGUGGGCAUCAACGCUCUUGUCUACUAUGCUCCGACACUGUUCGAACAGCUAGGACUUGAUUACGAGCUUCAACUUACCCUCGCGGGUGCCUUGAAUAUCGCACAGCUUGUCGCUGUCGUCGCUGCCUUUUUCCUUCUUGACAAAUUUGGCCGCAAAGUUUUCCUUAUCGUCGGUGCCAUCGGUCUUACAGUUUCUCAUUCCGUUGUAGCGGCCAUGAUCGGAACCUAUGGUGACAACUGGCCGGCUCACAAGGGUCCUGCUUGGGUGGGUGUUGGAUUCAUCUUCGGUGUCAUGAUCUUCUACGGUAUCGGUUGGGGUCCCGUCCCUUGGGCCAUGCCUGCUGAAAUUCACGCCUCCAGUCGCCGUGCCAAGGGUGUCGCUAUAACAACCUGCUCCAAUUGGCUGAACAAUUUUAUCAUCGGCUUAAUCACUCCUCCCCUCAUUUCGGGCACCAAAGGAUACGGGGCAUUCAUAUUCUUUGCCAUCUGGUCUCUCUUGGCUUGCCUUUGGUCCGUCUUCUUCGUACCUGAAACCAAAGGUCGUACCCUUGAGCAGAUGGACGCCGUGUUCAAAUCUCGAACUGCAAUUGAGGAUGCCCAAGCAAGGGAUGACAUCCUGCAAAUUGUCUGCAAAGAGGCUCUCAACUCAAUUAACAACCCCAGACAGGUUCCUAAGAUGGAGAUCGAGAUGUUGGAAAACGUGGACGAGAAGAAGAGUGGUACGCCAAGUACCAUAAGCCAGGUGUAAAAUAGGAUUUGGAGUUUGAUAAGGGGGGAUGACCUCAGAAAAGGCGAUCUAAACCCGGAGGAUCGUCACCAAACCUUCCCGCGUUUGUCCAUCGGUGUCCUGUUCUCCGUUAAGUUGGCCCUGGAAUUGGAUGAAGGACUUCAAAAUUAAUGGGAAGUUAUGUAAGGAGAGAAUAAGUAACGGUUAAAUGAGAUAGAGAGUAGAUG
This is a messenger RNA of Cryptococcus deneoformans JEC21, 2091 nucleotides long. Its product is annotated as monosaccharide transporter, putative. The transcript has 12 exons. Gene Ontology annotation, molecular function: carbohydrate:proton symporter activity. Gene Ontology annotation, cellular component: membrane. Gene Ontology annotation, biological process: carbohydrate transport; transmembrane transport. The coding region runs from base 113 to 1885 and encodes 590 amino acids. The record is from RefSeq and is a predicted model, not a curated record. Lineage: Eukaryota; Fungi; Basidiomycota; Tremellomycetes; Tremellales; Cryptococcaceae.